AUGGGAUUCCUUGGAUUCUCCAAAUCCAAUCCAAGAAGUUAUUGGAUUGCUAGUGCAAUAACUCUUGUUAUCAUUCUCUUAAUCAUCUUAAAGAAAUUGAUAGUUUAUCUAGAUUGUAAAGGCAAUAAGCAACUUUCAAAAACCAAACCUGAUGAAGAAAAUCAAGUUAGUGUUGAUUCAAAUGGUACUAUUAUAAGAACUUAUGCACUAGAAGAAUUGAAAAUGGCAACCAAAGACUUCAAGAUUCGGAUUGGUGUUGGAGCAACUUCAUAUGUUUAUCUUGCUGAGUUUGGAGAUGGAAGAUUAGGCGCGGUGAAGCGUGUUAUGGAGGAAAGAGGUGGAGAAACAAAGAUGUUCUUGGAUGAAGUCUCUGUCUUGCUUAGGAUAUCACAUCCUAACUUGGUUGGUUUAAUGGGAUUUUGCUUGGAUAAAGGAGAACAGUUACUACUUUUGGAGUAUGUUCCUAACAAAAGCCUCUUUGAGAGGAUGCACACAUACCAUGGCCAAUCCUCUGGUACAUUAUCAUGGUCUAAUCGUCUAAACAUCGCGUUAGAUGUUGCUCGUGCUCUUAACUAUCUCCAUUCAGUAGCCGAUCCUCCUGUCAUACACAGAGACGUUAAGUCAUCAAACGUUCUGUUAAACAACGAUGAUCAUGCCAAGCUUGCAGAUUUCGGGCUAUGCAAAUUAGGCAAUGAUGUUAUAAGCGCGACUACACCUACUAAAGUAAAAGGUUCACUCGGUUAUGUUGACACAUAUUACCUUAACACAGGACUAGUGUCACCAAAAAGUGAUGUUUAUAGCUUCGGAGUGUUACUUCUCGAGCUCAUUACAGGGCUCAAGUCAGUACAAGGCUCGAUGACGCUUGCUGAAUGGACUGAGGAAUGUAGGAAAAAUAAUGAGAAUGUUGAGGUGUUAAGUGGUAUGUUGGAUCCAAAACUCAAUGGUAAUGUAGAUAUACAACAGUUAAGAGUUUUGGUUGAUGUGGCUAAUUCAUCUUUACUUGAAAAUUGUGAAGCAAGACCAAAACAUGACACAAAUUGUCUAUAA
Molecule: messenger RNA, 1047 nt
Organism: Solanum verrucosum
Lineage: Eukaryota; Viridiplantae; Streptophyta; Magnoliopsida; Solanales; Solanaceae
Product: probable receptor-like protein kinase At1g49730
Exons: 2
Coding region: 1-1047 (348 amino acids)
Biological process (GO): protein phosphorylation
Molecular function (GO): ATP binding; protein kinase activity
Source: RefSeq, a predicted model, not a curated record